This is a messenger RNA of Osmia bicornis bicornis, 2312 nucleotides long. RefSeq lists its product as uncharacterized. The record is from RefSeq and is a predicted model, not a curated record. The transcript has 8 exons. The coding region runs from base 304 to 2289 and encodes 661 amino acids. NCBI's taxonomy places the organism in Eukaryota, Metazoa, Arthropoda, Insecta, Hymenoptera, Megachilidae.
AAACUAUUAUAUGGACAUAACAAAAUGUAAGCUAUUGCGUUGUAUUUGUUACAUGAUUUUGUAUACAAAAUAAGUCAUACACAAAUAGAAUAAAUUAAAUAACACGAAUAUGUGCAGUAAAAAACAAUAUUAUUGAUACUAUAAGGAUUCAGCAAACCGAUUUAUGUAAUGAAAUGUAUUCUUCUAACCUACAGUGUAGUAAUAAUCAAUUAUGACAAGUGUAUUUUAACAAAACAAAAUUUUAUUUCUCCAAAUUAAUAUAAAAUUAUACAUGAAUUGUUUUGUUUGAAUACAAAUGACAUCAUGAACAUCAAUAAUAUUAAUAAUGAAGACGAAGAUGUAAUAAUACAGGGCACUGCUAUAUAUGAACAUUUAUAUAAUUUAGGGUACAUGGAUUUUGAAAGUGUAUUAAUACCUAAAUCUAUAAUCAAAACUGAAGAAAAAGAAUCUAAAUUAGCUGGCCUUUUAUACAGUGUAAAAGAUUGUUUAAGAAAGUGUUUUGUUAAGUGUUUAAAAAUUAUUCAGGAUGAUGAUUUAUCUAACAAACAGAUAAACACUAUUUUAAAUGCAAAAGUACUUUUAAGUGAUCAUGCAAUUGCCAUACAUAAUUUUCUAGACAAAUAUCAUUUAAGAUCAUGGAGGACUACAGUGUUACAGUUUGUUUCACUUGGUGUACUUUCAUCACCUGCAAUGUAUAUUGCAUAUAAAACUCAGUAUAAAAGCUUUACUUAUUUUUUCAUAUCUGUUGUAUUAUGUUACAUCAGUUAUAUAAAGUGUUUGAGAAUACAAUCAUAUGUAGAUUUAAGAUCUUUUGUAAUCUUACAAAAUGACUUAUUCAGUCUUUGUAAAAAGGGAUUAAAAAUUUUGAAAUAUGGGUAUAAAAUAAAACUGAACAAAGGAAAGAACUCUCAACAAUUUUACAAUCUUACAGCAGAUAGGCUAAAAUAUUUACAACCCAUGGUAGAAAAUUUGGUAAACUGUUUAGAAAAUGCUUCACAUAUUCAUUACUGUACCUCCUUAAUUCUUAUCAAAUUGUUACCAGCAAAUGUUAUUCAUGAACAUUUAUUAACUAAAUUUGAAUCUACAUCAUUUGCAAUAAAGGGUGAAAUACAUUAUCAAAAACUGAAGACUUUAUAUCACACCUACAUUCUCACGCAAUCAGAAAUGUUACAUUUAAUGGCUAUUGCAUAUGAUAAUUAUACUUGGCAACAAUCUUAUAGCAAAAUUCCAGAAUUAAAAUUAAUUUACAUUAUACGAUUUUUAAUCAAACGCUUGACAGUAUAUAAAAACAAACUGUCAGAAAUUGUCAAUGCAUACUAUAGCUUUAAGGUGGAACCAAUGGUGUACAAAUACAAGGGACCACUUUCUACACAGUGGCAAGAUUUAUAUAUGCACGUAUAUUUAGCUUCUAACAAGUUACAAUUAGCUUAUAGUCACAUACUAUCAAUACUUCAGGAUAUUGAUAAUGUUAGUGAAACCAUGAUAUGUGAAGAUAUGGUAGAAAAUAUAGAACAAAAGUUGAAUGCAGCUCAGAAAGAUAUUGAAAAUGCAAAAGAUUUUGUCGAAUUUAGUAAUUUAUUCCUUGUAAAAACAAAAAUUAAUAAUUUUACAAAUAAUCCUAUAGAAACAAAUAUUUCAGCAUCAGUCCCAGAUUCUGAUAUUCCUAUUGUAUAUAACUUAGAACCACAAAUUCUAGAUGAAGUAUUUGAAGAAUACAUUAAAGAAGAAUAUUUGAAACCUUUAAUUGAUGAAAGCAAUGAAAUUUCAUUAUACAAUUAUAAACGGGACAAAUCAUUAAUUAAAAGUUUCAUGUCCGAAUUAAAGGAUGUUUUAGUUGAUAAACAAAAAUUGAUGUCUGAAAGAGAAUCGAAAGCCCUCGAACGAAUGUACAAAAACGUAAUGAAAAAAACUACUGCAGAUAGUCAACAUUAUCAGAUUCCUAUACCUCCACCAAUGCCUUCAUUUAACGCACCUGUAGUAGCACAGAACCAUACUGAAACAAAGCAAACUUGUAAUAGCCCAGUUGACAAGUUGCAAUUAAAUCAAGUAUCUGAAAAACUUGAUAACAUAAAAUUAUUAUCCAAAAGUCAAACAAAUUUAAAAGAAAAGGAUUCGAAUGAAGUUUCUUCUGAAGAAACAUUAUCAAUUCCAAUUAUAACUUUACCAAAAAAUAAAGAAUUUUCAUCGUUCUUGCCACCACCGUUUUUAAAAGCUGACGAAGAAACGUUUAUAGGUAGUGGUGAAAAUUCUGAAGAUGAGGAAAGUAUCACUGAUACAAACGAUCAAUAAAACUCAAUCAAUUAUUAAGGAAA